Molecule: messenger RNA, 1790 nt
Organism: Phragmites australis (common reed)
Lineage: Eukaryota; Viridiplantae; Streptophyta; Magnoliopsida; Poales; Poaceae
Exons: 6
Coding region: 57-1790 (577 amino acids)
Cellular component (GO): plasma membrane
Molecular function (GO): protein phosphatase regulator activity; RNA binding; protein phosphatase 1 binding
Source: RefSeq, a predicted model, not a curated record
UAUCCAACUUUUGUAACCAGGAAGUGCAAGGGAGAGUUGCAAACCUGGUGGUGGUGAUGGCGUCGACCACUCAAGCCGAGCCUCCUAGCUUGGCAAUGGUGGCAAAGAAUGCUCCGGCAAUGGCCAUGGAUGCAAAACUGAUGGUGGCUACAGACCGUGGCGACUGCCAGCGGCUGAAGGAUAAACUGAACAGGGAGGACAUUAGCACGAUGGUGAUAGUGAUGACGAGCAACCAGGCUCCAGCGGUGAAGCCUUCCCCGGCGUGCAUGCAUCCGCUGCUGCUAGCAGCGGCAUGCAACGGCGAUCGGGAGAAACUGGAUCUUCUUCUCAACAGAAACUUGGCAAAGCUGCGAUCUUCUGACGAUGUAGAAGAAGGCGCUAACAUGCAAGCACCAUCCGCAGCGUCGCUUCUAGAGGAUGUCACAGUUGCGGGGGACACCAUGCUACAUGUGGUGGCCGCCAAUGGGGAUGAUGACAACUUCAAGGAGUGUGCGACCUUCAUUAAGGACAUGGCCAAACACCUUCUGUCCAAGCAAAAUAACAAGGGUGACACGCCAUUGCAUUGUGCUGCCAGGACUGCGAAAUCCCAAAUGGUUUCUCAUCUCAUUGAUCUAGCUAGAAGUGAAUAUGGUGACAAUAUAGUGAAGGACUUGCUGAGAAAGGAGAAUGAGAGUAAGGAAACGGUCUUGCACGAUGCUGUCCGCGUUGGAGAUAAUUAUCUGGUUGAGGUGCUACUGACAGCAGAUUCAGAAUUGGCUAGGUUUCCUGAAAAGGGCUCUUCACCAUUGUACCUCGCCGUGAUGCUAGAGAAGGAAGUCAUAGCACAAACACUAUAUGAUAAGAGUAAAGAUAAUGACCUAUCGUAUUUGGGGCCAAAUGAGCAAAAUGCGUUGCACGCUGCGGUUCUUCGAUCCGGAGCUCUUACAAAAAUGCUGCUUCUAUGGAAGAAGGACCUUGCUAAAGACAAGGAUGAAAACGGGAGCACGCCUCUUCAUUUUGCCGCUGCUGCUCUGUCAGUGCAGCGGUGGCUGAGAAGCGCAGUAUGUCCGCAACUUCAGCAAGUAUUCGAUGCUAACCCGGAUGCACUGUAUCAAUCAGAUCGCAAUGGAUUAUUCCCCAUUCACGUAGCUGCAUCUGUUGGUGAAAGUUUGAACGUCGCCAUGUUUGUUAAGAGGUGUCCUAGUAGCGCCGGUUUGCGUGACGCUAAGGGGAGGACUUUCCUUCACGUUGCUGUGGAGAAAAAGGAAGUGGGGGUGGUCAAUUAUGCUUGCGGCAAUCGAUCGCUGGCAUGGAUUUUGAAUAUGCAAGACAACGAUGGCAACACUGCACUGCACCUGGCUGUCCAGUCUGGGAGUCUUAGUAUGUUUUCUGCUUUACUUGGGAGACGGGAACUUGGCUGUCUGAAGAACUCCGAAAGCCGGAUAUGCUAUGCACUCUUUAAUGCCGGCGCUAAGAAUGGUGUUUCUCGCAGGGACCAUAUGAUUGAAAAAUAUAAAGAUAUUCAUAGAGUAAAAUCAGAUGAUGAUACCAAAGAAUUGGAUGACUUGAAAGAUUCAACACAAACUCUGUCUAUUGGCUCUGUUUUAAUUGCAACUGUGACAUUCGGUGCAACUUUUGCCCUGCCUGGUGGAUACAUACAAGAUGAUCACCCAAAUGGAGGUACACCAACACUUGCUGGGAGUUAUGCUUUUGAUGCAUUCAUGGUGGCCAACACAUUAGCUUUCAUUUGCUCCACAAUAGCUACUGUUGGUUUCAUGCAUUCUGGAAUUCCUAUGCUGCCUUUGCACUAG